This is a messenger RNA of Selaginella moellendorffii, 2152 nucleotides long. RefSeq names its product probable inactive purple acid phosphatase 2. Bases 74 to 2035 code for a protein of 653 amino acids. The transcript is spliced from 2 exons. Gene Ontology annotation, molecular function: acid phosphatase activity; metal ion binding. The record is from RefSeq and is a predicted model, not a curated record. Lineage: Eukaryota; Viridiplantae; Streptophyta; Lycopodiopsida; Selaginellales; Selaginellaceae.
UUUCGGGAUUCUAGGGUUCCACGAGAAUGCACGCUGGGUUUUCUCUUCUUCUCUUCACUGAUCUCAUCGAUCCAUGAGAGAAUCGCAAGCAAGGAUGGGAAUUGCGCUCGCGAUUCUUCUCACAGCCGCAGCGAUCGGCGGCAGGGUAGAUUCGGUCACUCUGGAUGUCUCUCCAAAGGUUCUUGACCGCUCUGGCGAGAUUAUCACGGUGGAAUGGUCGGAUCUGGAGUCGCCGUCGCCAUUGGACUGGAUCGGGAUCUACACGCCACCGGACAGUCUCGAUGGUAAUUUUAUCGGGUAUCUUCUCCUCUCUUCUUCCUCCGCGGCUUGGCGAGAGGACAAAGGAUCGCUCCAGCUCCCACUGGUAAACAUGCGAGCGGCCUAUCAGCUCCGGCUCUUUCGAGGGAUUCCUCCAUCCAAGAGCUCGCGAUUCGACGAGGAUGGAAAUCCUCUUCCAAGCACAGAUUCCCGACUGGCAGUGUCGGAUGAUGUCCAGUUCGCGAGCUUCAACGAGCCAACGCAGAUCCAUCUCUCUUUGACAUCGAAUUUCGGGGAAGUUCGUGUGAUGUUUGUGACCAGAGACGCGCUAGAGUGUUUUAUACUCUAUGGAACAGAGCAGGACUCUCUGGAUUUGACAGUGGCGACGAAGUCGAUCACUUACCAGCAAGGUGAUAUGUGUGACGAGCCGGCAAACACUACUCUGGGGUGGAGAAAUCCUGGAUAUAUUCACGAUGGUGUUCUUGGAAAGCUCAAGCCCAGCAAGCGAUACUUUUACCAGGUGGGAAGCAAGGAGGGAGGAUGGAGCAAAACGUACAGCUUCGUCUCGUCCCCGGAAGAAGGUGACGAGACAAACGCUCUUCUUUUCGGAGAUUUGGGAACCACGGUACCUUACAAAACGUUCCUUUGGACGCAAGCCCAGAGCGCUAGCACUCUCAAGUGGCUGGAGCGCGAGUUAGACGAACUCGAGGACAAGCCAACGUUUAUCUCUCACAUUGGAGACAUAAGCUACGCUCGAGGAUACGCUUGGCUCUGGGACGAGUUCUUUCACCGCAUCCAGCCGGUAGCAGCGAGAGCUCCCUACACCGUUUGCAUCGGCAACCACGAGUACGACUGGCCUUUGCAACCCUGGAAGCCGGACUGGGCGCUGAGAGUCUAUGGAACCGAUGGAGGUGGUGAGUGCGGCGUCCCUUACAGUCUCAAGUUCCAGAUGCCUGGGAAUUCGACGCUCCUGACCGGGACAAAGGCACCAGCGACGAAGAACCUCUACUUCUCGCUCGACUUCGGCGUGGUACACUUCCUCUACUUCUCAACCGAGACGGACUUUCUCCCCGGAAGCAGACAGUACGAGUUCAUCGUCCGGGAUCUCGAGGCCGUAGACAGGAGCAAGGUGCCGUUCGUGGUGGUGCUCGGUCACAGGCCGAUGUACACGAGCAACCACGAGGUCCGAGAUGGUCCAGUGAGAUCGAGAAUGCUGGAGCACCUCGAGCCGGUGUUGGUGAAGAACCGAGUGGACGUUGUGCUCUGGGGACACGUCCACAAGUAUGAGAGGACCUGUGCCGUGAAGAACUUCAGCUGCGCAGCCGCGGAUGGAUCAAGCUUUGCUCCGGUUCAUGUGGUGAUUGGGAUGGGCGGACAGGACUGGCAGCCGCAGUGGGAGCCUCGCAGUGAUCAUCCAGAGUAUCCAAUCUUCCCGCAGCCCGAGUGGUCCGUGUUUAGAAGUGAGGAGUUUGGCUACGUGAGGCUCCACGCCACAAAAGAGCUCCUCCGGCUGUCUUACGUGGGGAAUGGCGAUGGUGAAGUCCACGACUACGUCGAGAUUCCAGCUUCCUCCUCGAUGCUACUGUCUUCGUCCCAGCAAAACGCGGUGAGGUCCAUCGAUCGCGCCGGGAGUGGUGCGAAUUAUUUCUUCACUGCGAGCUUGUGGUUUGCUGUGGGAGGCUUCUUCGCGGCGGCGAUUCUUCUGAGUGUGUGGAAGAAGCGCUCGGACUCCAAGGUGGAGUGGAAGCGUUUGGAGAUGAGGCCUUUGGAAGUCUAGAAGUCAGACAUAUAUAUAUGCCAAGUUUCGGCAGGCAAAGCUUGUGAGGCACAAGAUCUUUGAGACGCUGGACAAGUUUAUAAUAAGCAAGAGAAAGGUGGAGAUCCAGGAAGGAAA